AUGAUAUCCAAUCCUGCAUGGAAAACGAGGCCUAGGUUCAUAUUUUACCCAUGCGUGCCCCCGGCACCGUAUCUUGUCAUUGUUGAAUGGUCUUUUUCUUCUUCUGACUUAACAGAGUUUCUAAGCGGCUGUGAUAUGGCAUCAUUCCGAGCAUUCUUGAACAGUCCAGUUGGUCCAAAAACAACUCACUUUUGGGGACCUAUUGCAAACUGGGGAUUCGUUGCCGCGGGAUUGGCGGAUAUGAACAAACCUCCAGAAAUGAUUUCUGGCAACAUGACAGCAGCAAUGUGCGUUUAUUCUGCGUUGUUUAUGAGAUUCGCAUGGAUGGUACAGCCUCGCAAUUAUCUACUUUUGGCAUGCCAUGUCUCAAAUGAGACUGUCCAACUCUAUCAACUCUCUCGCUGGGCAAGGGGUCAGGGGUACUUUCCCCAGAAGAAGGAUGAACCUGCGUCCGAGUAG
Molecule: messenger RNA, 459 nt
Organism: Prunus armeniaca (apricot)
Lineage: Eukaryota; Viridiplantae; Streptophyta; Magnoliopsida; Rosales; Rosaceae
Source: the annotation of a GenBank genome assembly